Messenger RNA from Thalassophryne amazonica, 1396 nucleotides. Its product is annotated as nucleoside diphosphate-linked moiety X motif 17-like. The coding region runs from base 24 to 917 and encodes 297 amino acids. Gene Ontology annotation, molecular function: NADH pyrophosphatase activity. The transcript is spliced from 9 exons. The record is from RefSeq and is a predicted model, not a curated record. Gene Ontology annotation, cellular component: cytosol. Lineage: Eukaryota; Metazoa; Chordata; Actinopteri; Batrachoidiformes; Batrachoididae. Gene Ontology annotation, biological process: NAD+ catabolic process; NADP+ catabolic process.
AACCGUUACUCUACAGUUUCAGCAUGGAGACAGUGAGGAGGAUUCUGGUUUACGUCUGUAAGGACCAAGCCGCUCCGCAGCGAGCGCAUUUUCUUCAGAGCAUAACUGGUUUCUUCACGAACAGCGGUGAUGAUGAGGUGGAGGUGAGAUGCUCUCUGGACAAAAACCGGUUCCUGGUCUACGGAGCAGAGAAAGGUCACGGAGUCCCGCUAAAGAGAGCCGCCUUUUGUCCCAUCAAGCACCUGUCCUCCAGUCAGGCGGCUGCACUGCCAUUGGACGUUCAACAACGGGGAGUUGAUGUGGGUGUGGCCGUCCUCCUUCAGUCAGCCAAUCAGAGAGUGUUGCUGACACGGCGGGCAGUGGGGCUUCGUAUAUUUCCCAACACGUGGGUUCCUCCAGGAGGUCACUUGGAGCCGGACGAGACGCUGCUGGAUGCUGGACUCCGGGAGUUACAAGAGGAAACUGGUCUGCGGCUGGAACCAGAUCAGCUUUCUUCAAAGAUCCUGGGACUGUGGGAGUCGGUCUGUCCUCUGAUGUUGUCCAGAGGACUUCCUCACAGACAUCACAUCGUCAUCUACAUACUGCUAAACUCCGCCCUCUCACAUCUGCAGCUGCAGGCUGCUCUGAGGCCGUCGCCGGCUGAGGUCAGUGCGUCUCUGUGGGUCGACGCCCGGCUGGUUGGAGCCGUGGUGUCGGCUGUGGACUGUGAGGAUGCCGAGGUCCAAGUGGAUGAGCUGCCACCGAGUGUCAGCAUAUCACAGGUUGGUUCAGACGGGUUGCUGUAUAACUCCAUGUUGCCACUGGACGUCCUGGUCAGCCGAGCACCAGCCAGCGGUCCAGAUGUGGAGCGUGUCAGCACGGGGACCAAGUUUGCCCUGGAGCUAUGGCUGAAGAAUCUGAAGACAUCUGACCUUUGACCCCCUGUAGGGAGGAUGGAGAGCUUCUGUUUCCUAGCUGAUAUUUUUUCAAAGUUUAAUUUGGAGAAUUAGUUUUAAUGUCAAGUGUCCUCUGAGUCAGAGACAAGCUGCCUGAAAUAAGAAGCUGAAGCUUCUGGUGCAGCAGACGCACGCUGUCAACAUAGCAGCAUCCCGCCUUUCAAAGUGAUAUGAAAUCUAUUUUUAUGCCACUAGAUGUCACACUAGUGCCACAUUUCAGGAUGUAAACAAAGCUUCUUUCCUAAGCCACUCCUCCUCAAUCCUCCUCCUCGUCCCCACGUCAAGCAGAAGGACUGGUAGCUGGAGCCUUUUAACAGGUCUAACCACUGUGUUGGGAAAAUUCAGAUAUAUGUGGAUUCAUGUCCAACUGUGUUCAUAAGAGAUAUUUUAACCUCUAAAUCAGAGUUUUAAAUAUAUUUCUGUGAAUCUUUUUGCUGACUGCCAUAUUAUGGAGAAAAAAA